Molecule: messenger RNA, 1737 nt
Organism: Siniperca chuatsi (mandarin fish)
Lineage: Eukaryota; Metazoa; Chordata; Actinopteri; Centrarchiformes; Sinipercidae
Gene: tmem130
Product: transmembrane protein 130
Exons: 8
Coding region: 120-1046 (308 amino acids)
Source: RefSeq, a predicted model, not a curated record
CAAGUCGGAAGGAGCCUCAUCACCCCCUUUCCUCCCCACGUCCAAUCACUCUGCCUUCACGAUUCACUUUAUUUCUACUCGAGGUCCUCCCAUUAGCUCCUGUGAGAGGAGCAGCAGAUAUGGACAGAAAAAAAGUUGUAUGGAUCUUGAUGCUCCUGCGCCUGGUCAUCCUGGGUGUGGCAGAGACCAUAGACCCUUUGACAGAUUUGGAAAAUAUUGCUGGGAAGUUGGUUUUCUAUCAGAUGGAGGGAAAUGCCACCUAUGUGAGGGACAAAGGAGAACUGGCUUCAGAUGUUCCCACUGAGACCAUGUUUGAACUCUUCGAUCCCCAAAAUAAUUUCAGCAAGGCAAAGUUCACCUAUACAUGGGAUUUAGGGAACGGAGAGGUGAUUCAAGGGACUGAGCCGGUUGUUCGCUAUCAUUACUCAGAAUCAGGGAACUACACACUGCAGCUGAAAGUAGGAGUGAAUGUGACCAAAUAUGCACCUCUACUCACUGACGUCUACUCCAUGGACGUCCAAGUGCUCGAUGCCAUUAAAAACAUCGAGCUGAAGGGGCCUUCAGAUUAUGAGGUGUCUCAGAACACCAGUUUGGCUUUUCAUGUCGAUGGAAGUCCUCCCAUGUGGAUGUGCUGGCGUUUCCUUCCCAACUGUGUGCCGGACAUGAUGGGGGGCUGCACGCUGACCAUGAUGUAUGAAAACACCCUGCGACUGAACCACACCUUCACCUCUGCCGGUGUCCACUGCUUGGACAUCAGUGUCCGUAAUGACAUCAGCAAGAUGCAGAGUUCCUUCAGCCUCUACGUUAAGAGAAGCAAUAACACCCACAUGUUCUUCAUCCUGUCGUGUGCUGCCGUUCUCGUAACCACCUUCACCUUUAUCACAGUCAUCGCCUGCCGCCCUCGUCAUCACAAGAUUGUUGCUUCCACUAACGCUGUAUUCCUGAAGAACCAAGACUCUGAAAGCACAAUGCUUAACUUAUCCAAUGUGGUGAGAGGAGAGAAAGAGCCACUCCUCUUGCAGUAUGGGACUCAAAACUCCUCUUAACAGUCUGUUCCAGCAUACUGUGGCUACAUGUAGGCAGAAGAAAAUGCACAACUGUUAUAGAAGUAAUACCAAUCUAAUCUUGCAUACACCAUGUUAUCGAUGUCUAUAGCUAAAUCUGUGAUAAAGUUGCAUAAGCAGUGCCUGUAUGUAUUUUGGACCAUGGUCUAAGCUGUGUUAAUGGUUUAGUCUCUAAUGUUCAGUAAGCUAGUAAGUCAAAUGCCUUCUGUAUUUUCCAUAAACUAGGUAAUAAGGUCACUUAAUGGGUCACAGAGCUUAGGCUGACAUUCAAAUAAAUUCAUAAUAAAUUAAUAGAGCGUUCAGGUCAUGUUUAAAUAAUGAGUGCUAAUUUGAGCAUGCUGUGAAUGGAUCAGACUACUCAUUUAUUUAUGUUUUGUUUCAUAUUGAUGUAUAAAUAUGCACCUUGCUUUGCUCUGCUUUCCAGAAAAAGAAUAAAACAUGUCCUUUUUUAGAACCUGUUUUCUAGUGCUAAAUAUAUUAUAUACAGUAAGUACUACAUCCUAAUUGUCAUAGUAUGUACUGUUUUAGCAGUUAGUAUAUGAAAAUAUCAACAUAUUUUACCAUUUUAUACUAACAGAUAAUAAUACAAAUUAUACAAUAUGUGCAACGUCAGACGUCAAACUGCAACUUUGAAAAGCUACUGCCAAUAAAACUUUACAAAGAGAAAGCACAA